AUGCCUUCCCCCGUGGUCGAUGCAACGCUGCAGGCGGCAGGGCUGUCCUUGAUCUCCAACCUCUGCGCCCAGUUCAUCCAGGCGCACCAGACACAGCGACUAUCUUGUCGUGCCGCUGUACAGCAAGCGCCGAAUCUCGAGCUUCGUCAGCUCGUUCGCUUCCUCGCCCUUCAGCUUAUCACGACGCCGCCAAACUUCCAGUGGCAGAUUUACCUCGAGAAACGAUUCCCAGCCUACCUCCCAAGCACGCGGGGUCCCCGCAACAAGAAGGACAAGGAUGAACUCGAGCUACGGUCCCUGGAGGAGGCCGCUCGAGUGGGGUACGGCUCGGAACCGUUGGGCCCCGUCGCCGUCGCUCCAUACAAGUUCAGCAUGCGUAAUACCAUGAUGAAAUGGUUCGUCGACUGCUUCACUGCCGGCGCAAUCGUCAACACCGUCGCCUUUCUCGUCAUCAUGGGAAUGAUGAAGGGCCAGCGGGUUUCUCAGAUUUGCGACAAUGUUCGAACGGUACUGCUGGCUCCCUUUCCUCCUCCGAACAUCGGCCUGUUCCCAUGUAGGACCCGAGGCCGGGUUGGAGUCAGCUAG
Drechmeria coniospora is the source of this 585-nucleotide messenger RNA. Its product is annotated as Mpv17 / PMP22 family protein. The record is from RefSeq and is a predicted model, not a curated record. The coding region runs from base 1 to 585 and encodes 194 amino acids. NCBI's taxonomy places the organism in Eukaryota, Fungi, Ascomycota, Sordariomycetes, Hypocreales, Ophiocordycipitaceae. The transcript is spliced from 2 exons.